AUGGAAUCUCCAGCUCCAAGCUCGCCGUCCUCUUCGGCUACAGGCUUAACACCGUCACCCUUUAAGACUCCUACACUGUCGCCUGCUCCCACACUACCUCUCUCGACGCCAUCACCUGCUCCCCUUCAGUAUCCCGAACCUCCAAAUGAAUUUGCGCAAGACAAUAUCACGUACCUAAACCGCGAAAAGACCACAAAUAAAGCAGCCCGUCUUGGCUUAUCACAUGUAUGGAAGUAUGGCCUUCGCUACAUCCGAGACAGUGAUAAAAAAGAGGUGUAUUACUGUCACGAGUAUGCAGCCGGAAAACAAAAGCAAGAGCUUUUUGUCAUCAAUAGCACGUCUAGAGUAAGAAACCAUCUUGAACAGAAAUACCAGAUCGACCCCCAAAGUGGUAUCAAAAAGCGUAGUCGGACACAGAAGUCUGUCCUCGAGCAACAAAAGAGCGCGGCUGCUACCAAUACCUUCUUUUAG
This is a messenger RNA of Truncatella angustata, 471 nucleotides long. RefSeq lists its product as uncharacterized. The record is from RefSeq and is a predicted model, not a curated record. The transcript has a single exon. Bases 1 to 471 code for a protein of 156 amino acids. NCBI's taxonomy places the organism in Eukaryota, Fungi, Ascomycota, Sordariomycetes, Amphisphaeriales, Sporocadaceae.